AUGGAGAUAUUAUUUCUUUGCCUGGCGUGUUCCGUGGAGAGUGGAUCCAUCUACCUCCAGUUCACCUGCUCCACGCUGCUGCAGCUCGAGGUCAUUUUCGAAGUGCUCGAGGAAUACGAUUGGACGGCGUUCUCGGUGGUCACUACGCGUCACCACGGGUACGAGGACUUCUUAGCAAUGGUGGAGGGCAUGACGGACGGCUCGUUUAUCGGGUGGGAGAAGAAGAGCGUGGUGGUCCUCAACAUCACGGACGAUCCGGGAGGAGCCAGGACCAAGCGCCUGCUCAAAGACAACGAAGCACAGGUGCGUCUGCUGUACUGCUCGCUGGAGGAGGCGGAGCUUAUCUUCAAGGCGGCGUGGGCGGCGGGGCAGGCGGGGCCCAGUUACAUGUGGUUCGCAGUGGGACCGGCCCUGUCCGGCCUGGGGCUGGAGGGACUGCCCAAGGCUCUGUUCGCCAUCAGACCGCAGGGAUGGAGGGAUGAACCACGGAGGAGGAUAGCCAAAGGCGUGUCUGUGCUGACUCACGGGGCCAUGGCCCUGAGGAGGGACCAGGGGCCUUUGGGGAGGACUCUGUACGCAGGAAACUGUCAGAGUGACGGGAACCACACGCACCGAGUGCCUGACCGCAUCAAGUACUUCACCAACAUCUCCAUCGGGGGGCGUGACUACUCCUUCAGUAACGAUGGAUACCUGUCCAACCCUCUGCUCGACGUCAUCUCCUACACCAACGGACGCGGCUGGGAGGAGGUGGGCUGGUGGGAGAACGGGCACCUGCGUCUGCGGUACCACCCCUGGUCUCGUUACGGGUCCUUCCUCAAACCCCUGGACGACGCGCAGCACCUUCGGGUGGUCACUCUGGAGGAGAGGCCCUUCGUCAUCGUGGAGCCCGCCGACCCCGGGACCAGCUCCUGCAUCAGGGACUCUGUGCCCUGCCGCAUGCCCAUCAACUCCAGCCUGGUGAUGGAGGGCACCGUUCCCAUGAAGCACUGCUGUAAAGGCUUCUGCAUCGAUGUCCUCAAACGUCUCGCCAAAAUCGUGGGCUUCACCUACGACCUUUACCUCGUCACCAACGGUCGCCAUGGCAAAAACAUCGACGGGGAGUGGAACGGCAUGGUGGGAGAGGUGGUGUCGAACAGAGCGGACAUGGCGAUCGGCUCGUUGACCAUAAACGAGGAGAGGUCGGAGGUCGUGGAGUUUUCUGUCCCGUUUGUGGAGACCGGGAUCAGCGUCAUGGUUUCCCGAAGCAACGGCACCGUCUCCCCCUCCGCUUUUCUGGAGCCGUACAGCCCGGCCGUGUGGGUCAUGAUGUUUGUCAUGUGUCUGUCUGUCGUCGCGGUAACCGUCUUCAUCUUUGAGUUCUUCAGCCCCGUGGGAUACAACCGCAGCCUCCAGAGCGCCAAAAAGUCUGGAGGGUCAAAGUUCACCAUUGGGAAGUCAGUGUGGCUGCUGUGGGCUCUGGUCUUCAACAACUCUGUGCCUGUGGAGAACCCCAGAGGAACCACCAGCAAAAUCAUGGUGUUGGUGUGGGCUUUCUUCGCUGUGAUCUUUCUGGCCUCGUACACAGCUAACCUGGCCGCCUUCAUGAUCCAGGAGGAGUACAUCGACACGGUGUCCGGCCUCUCCGAUAAGAAGUUCCAGCACCCCACAGAACAGUACCCCCCUCUGCGCUUUGGCACGGUCCCAAACGGAAGCACGGAAGAGAAUAUCCGCUCCAACUAUCCCAACAUGCACCAGUACAUGAUCCGGAACAACCAGAGAGGAGUAGAGGACGCCAUCGACAACCUCAAGACUGGGAAGCUGGACGCGUUCAUUUACGAUGCCGCUGUGCUGAACUACAUGGCCCGGAAAGACGAGGGCUGUAAGGUGAUGACCAUCGGCUCGGGGAAGGUGUUUGCCACCACGGGUUAUGGCAUCGCUCUGCACAAGAACUCCCGCUGGAAGAGACCUCUGGACCUGGCCCUGCUCCAGCUCGUCGGAGAUGAUGAGAUCGACAUGUUGGAGAGGCUCUGGUUGUCCGGGAUCUGCCACAACGACAAGAUCGAGGUGAUGAGCAGUAAGCUGGACAUAGACAACAUGGCGGGGGUCUUCUACAUGCUGCUCGUGGCCAUGGGGCUGAGUCUGCUCGUGUUCGCCUGGGAGCACCUGGUCUACUGGAAACUCCGGCACUGUGUCCGGAGGUCUGGAGGAAUGGACUUCCUUCUGGCUCUGAGCAGGGGGAUGUACAGCUGCUGCCAGUUCGAAGACGAGACGACACCAGGGGGCAGUAAGGGCUCUCUGCCCCAGUACCACUCUGUGAGCAGCAUGCCCAGCGUACCCCAACAACACCUGGUGACCGCUACCGUCAACAACACCACCGCUAUCGCCAUGGUACAGCAACAACCACAACAAAAACUCCACCCCCAACCACAGCAAGGCCAAACUUACACCACCAUGCUCCCGGGAUCUCCACCUACUUCUGGACACUCUGCGAUGGCUUUGGGACCUUCCAAUAGUCCGUUACUCGAAGGACCUAUGCCUUGUUCGACGUUCUUGCCUCGUCACGAUCGCAGACUCGCUGUUGUGGAUCGCUGGAACAGGCCAAAACCGGAAAAAGUUUUGAGUGCGGGGAGUAGCAGUGGUGGUAUUGGAAUUGGAGGUAUUGCUGGUGGGAUAACGGAAAUACCAUCUCAAUCGCAAUAUCAGCAAAACAUCGGGCAGCACUGGAGUUUGCAAGGAGGUGUUCCAACUGCAGCGGGUGUAGAUACCAGUUUAGAGGAGUACAAAAGGUACUAUGGACCUAUCGAUCCAGAGUUGGGAGCAAACUCGGAACAACAGAAAGAAAAAUCUGCUGCAAAUUCGAGAGGGGUGAAAGCGUCAGGGAUGACAAGACCCAGUAAAAGUUCGCAACAAGCUUUGGGACUAAUGAUACCGAAACCACCGCCGCCGCUACCUUCAUCUCCGCGCAGGCCUCCGUUUUGGCGGAGAGGUAGUUUAUCGCAAGCGAGAAGGAAAAGCUCAGGCGGUCCGCUGUACGAGAAUAUUUUGCCUUUGGGGAGAAGGGGUGGAGGAAGGUACGGUCCAAAUGAAGGGAGACGGAGCAGAAGACCCCCGCCUCCUCCGCCGCUGCCCGUUCCGCUAUCCUCGCCAACCCAUACGCCAACCACGCCAUCAUCGCCAUGCCGAUUCUACUCAACCUGCUCAAGCGCGUCGUCAUCUGAAUCUUCCGAGUCUUCGUCAUCCUCCUCGUCCUCCUCUGCCUCGCUCUCCAGAUCAAACUCUCCAUCUUCGUGUUCCAGUGAAAGCUCAUACAAUUCUUCUCUUAGUUUUCGGUAUAGGGCGGGCGAUUUUACAGUCGACGAUGAUUACGAUUCAGAUUUGCUGACGGAGGAGUCUAGCCUACUGCUCGGUUCUCGAAGGAAGAUACGCUCACGCCGCAUGUCUUCGAGAUCGCUCCCCUGCAGUCCGCCCCCUCCACCGGUCCCGCCAAGAAAGCCGCGCCUCCAAAGAGAUUACGUAAGGGAGCGUACAAGCAGCCAGCUCGCACAGCUGCAAGAGUGGUGGGCGUCUUGGGCGGAUAGAGAGAGAGGGAGGAGGGAGUCGAAUACGAGGGCGGGGGAUGGAGGGGCGGGGCUCAGAGACGAGAAGCGACACCAUAAGGAGAGGGAAAGAGAGAGAAAGCGAAGAAAGAAAGGACGGAAGAAAAAGAAACGCGAAGAGAGGGAGAGAGAGAGGGAAAGAAAAAGGCGUAAGGCAAAAAAAAAAAGGAAAAAAGACGAUAAGACGCGAAAGAGGGAACGGAAGAGAUCGGAGCAAGACGGAGGAGAGGGAGAGAAGAGGGAGGAACAAAAAGCAGCAACGCCGGACUACACUUCGUACCCACCUUUAAGGCGAGAAUCGUUUAGGAAGAAAAGCGAAAGUUCAAUUCGGAGUUAUGGGUGGAAUAUACCUCCAGCGGACGAUGACAGGAAGGACGAAAAAGACAGGGAUGAAGGAGAAGAGAGCAGAAAGGAUAGACAUCUUAGGAGGAGAAAUAGCAAGCAUUACCAGAGUUCUAGCAGCAAGCCAACAACCUCUGUGAAAUUUUGGGGAGGAGGGAACCAAACUUCUGACUCUAUCCCGUCUGCCUUUCUGCCGUUGUUGCCGGUAUCCUCAAAAAGACGGAAAAGUAAAAGUUCAGACAGGGAUGGAACUGGGGUGGAGGGAGAGAGAAGACCGUUGCUAGGGAGGAGUGAUAGAGGAGAUGUGCAUUCAAAAGAAGGGUUGUCCUUUCAUGAAUGGGAGUCAGAUGUAGAAGACGAAUCGGAUCAGGAGAGACGGAAAGGAGAGAGAAAAAGACGUUCAGGGGGAAGAUCGAUUUCAGAUGAGGAGCGGGAUAAGGUAGUCGGGAUAUACUCGGAUGAUGAUGGAUCUUCUGGAGAAUUUGGGAAGUUUGAGAGGUACUGGGAGGAUCACGAAGGCAGAGCGGUGGGCGGGAUAGGAGGAGGUGGGUGGUUCUUUAGUACGUAUCCUUCUAGGGAAAAGAUCGGAAGCGUAGAGAGUCGAGAUGACCUGUUUUUGGAAAGAGGGGAUCGCUGGGGAACCACGGAGAGUGGGUGGGGGUCUGGUGGAGGAGGAGGAGGUGGAGAUGGAGGUGAGAGAGGCUGGGGAUCGGGUUCGCACUGGCCUCCUCCUCCCUUAACUCCUCCGCCUCCAAGACGAUACUGGUCCGUGGAUAAACUGCAUAUACAAGAUGAGAAGAAAAGCAAGCGGAAGUAUAAGGAUAAAAGCAGAGGGCAUGCCGCUUGUACCUCUUGCCAGUCUCCGCGACACCACCCGCACUCUGCCAAAUGGUCCCGAGUUACUUCCCGCAGCCAGGAGGAGCUGUACCACCACUGCCAGAGCUUUGGCGGAGGUCCCCUGAAACCCAAACAUGACUCUUCUUCAUCGUCCAAGCCGGAUCGCUCCCAAAAUCUGUCCAAAUCCGGCAGCCAGUCCAACCUCAGCGUGCAACAGCGGGGCAGAUCAGAUAGGGACAGGGACAGAGGGAGGCAGCCGUCGCCACCUUCUGGACUGAUCCCACCUACUGUCCCAGCUCUCCCUGCUCCUCCAUCUACGUCCCAUCCAAUCCACGCUCCCCCCACCUCCUCCUCUUCUGUCUCCUCCCCCUCUGUAGUGUCCUCCACGCCGGGCGCCCCUCCCUCCUCCUCCAUGGCCUCGGCAAGUGCCAAACUGCAGUAUCAGAGACUCCGCUCUGCCCCUCAGCCCCAGAGGUUCCCACAGUCUCCACAUUUACCCUUAAAAGCCAAGAGCAUGUGCUCGCGUCGGGGCUCAGCACACUUCUCUAGUGUGGAGAGUGAGGUCUGA
Molecule: messenger RNA, 5322 nt
Organism: Boleophthalmus pectinirostris (great blue-spotted mudskipper)
Lineage: Eukaryota; Metazoa; Chordata; Actinopteri; Gobiiformes; Gobiidae
Gene: grin2da
Product: glutamate receptor, ionotropic, N-methyl D-aspartate 2D, a
Exons: 17
Coding region: 1-5322 (1773 amino acids)
Biological process (GO): long-term synaptic potentiation; excitatory postsynaptic potential; monoatomic ion transport
Cellular component (GO): postsynaptic density membrane; postsynaptic membrane; plasma membrane
Molecular function (GO): NMDA glutamate receptor activity; transmitter-gated monoatomic ion channel activity involved in regulation of postsynaptic membrane potential
Source: RefSeq, a predicted model, not a curated record